UAUCGCGCCAAUAAAUCCUGUACGUCAAACUCAGGAAUGGACUUCACGCACAAAGUUCUUCGGACGCUCGAGCCUUGCAUUCAACCUAAUUCUACGCCUACGACCUAAGCCGCGAUGUCGUCCAUGCCCUUGAGCACGGCCAACUGGCACUGGAAGAACAAGAACGUCACGCCGUGGGCGAAGACGUGGUUUGAGCAGGAAUUGGUUUCGGUCAGUGUCAAGGGAGAUGGGGACGAAGUUGUCUCGAUAUCUAGCUUGAGAGAUAUGGAUGGGGAUGUUGAGCUGGGUCAAAGGAAGUCAAAGCUGAUCACCAUCUUCGACGUGAAGAUGGACCUGGGAUGGUCUGGCACUGCUUCUGACGGGACUGAGGUCUCCGGCAAGCUGACCAUCCCUGAGGUCUCGCACGAAAACAUCGUUGACAAGGUCUCAGACUUGGUGUACGAAUGGAGCCUCUCCACGGAUUCGUCACCCGCUGUCGACGCCCUGUUCGCACUCGCUAAGAAGCGCCUGCCUGAGCUGCUGGAGGCCAAGUUCUCCGAAUUCCCGAAAGCCAUCAUAGACAGACACGGGAAAGACGUCUACGUCUCGGGCGACAAUAGCCGGGCAGGCACGCCGGGACCGUCGACGCCGUCUUCGUCAGGAAAGGCUACGUCCGCGACGCCUAGUUCUGCGGCUGCGAGCGCCAGCGCACCGGUGAAGAAGCCCGAGUCUGCGCUCAGCACGACGACUGUCUCGGUAGAGGCUUCGUUUAUGGCCUCCGCAGAUGACCUGUUCUCCAUGCUCACAGACGAGAAGAAGAUUCCUGCUUGGUCGAGGAAUCCCGCAGUGUCGAAGGCGCAGCCUGACACUGAAUACUCGCUGUUCGGGGGAGGCGUCAAGGGCAAGUACAUCUCGCUCACCCCCGGGAAGGAGAUCAAGCAAACUUGGGCGCUGUCGAGUCCCACAUGGCCUUCAGGUCACUAUGCUACGUUAACGGCUAUGCUUGACCAGGGCUCCGACUCUACAGUCCUGAAAUUGAAGCUCGAGGGCGUGCCCACGGGUAUGGAGGAAGAAAUCACGAGGAACUUGGAGGGUUACUAUAUCCAUGGCUUCAAAUCGAUCGGGUUGGGUGCUAGUCUGUAAACCCUUGAUAUUCGAAGUUGCAUGGACGAUGUGGGAUCAUUGUCGGGCUUAGAGAAGUUACACAAUCAGAAAUGUAAACAUCGUACGCGCAGUUAGCAAUGUAAUCUCGGGUUUCGUCCCUCCCC
Molecule: messenger RNA, 1247 nt
Organism: Gloeophyllum trabeum ATCC 11539
Lineage: Eukaryota; Fungi; Basidiomycota; Agaricomycetes; Gloeophyllales; Gloeophyllaceae
Exons: 7
Coding region: 115-1122 (335 amino acids)
Biological process (GO): protein folding; positive regulation of ATP-dependent activity
Cellular component (GO): cytosol
Molecular function (GO): ATPase activator activity; protein-folding chaperone binding
Source: RefSeq, a predicted model, not a curated record